AUGCAGAAUCAGAGACUGAAGCAACAACAGCAGCAGGCCUUGAUGCAUCAGGCUUUACUUCAGCAACAGUCGCUUUAUCACCCUGGCCUCUUGGCUGCUCCUCAGAUUGAGCCAAUCCCAAGUGGAAAUCUGCCGCCUGGGUUUGAUCCAAGUACAUGCCGCAGUGUGUAUGUUGGAAAUAUUCACACACAGGUAACUGAACUACUACUUCAAGAAGUUUUUGCAAGUACUGGUCCUGUAGAAAGCUGCAAGCUUAUUAGAAAAGAAAAGUCAUCCUAUGGGUUUAUUCAUUAUUUUGAUCGUAGAUCAGCUGGACUUGCGAUACUGUCUCUUAAUGGAAGACAUCUGUUUGGGCAGCCUAUUAAAGUUAACUGGGCAUAUGCCAGUGGUCAGAGGGAGGAUACAUCAAGUCACUACAAUAUUUUUGUUGGUGAUCUCAGUCCCGAGGUUACUGAUGCCAUGUUGUUUGCUUGCUUUUCUGUUUACCCAAGUUGUUCUGAUGCAAGGGUUAUGUGGGACCAGAAGACUGGACGCUCUAAGGGAUAUGGGUUUGUCUCCUUCCGGAGUCAGCUGGAUGCCCAAAGUGCAAUCAAUGAUCUAACUGGAAAAUGGUUGGGCAGUAGGCAGAUGCGCUGUAACUGGGCCACAAAAGGUGCUGGUGCCAGUGAUGACAUGCAGAAUGCGGAUUCUAAAAGUGUCGUGGAAUUAACAAAUGGCUCCUCCGAAGAUGUUAAAGAGGCAGCAAAUAGUGAUGCUCCCGAGAAUAACCCUCAGUACACGACUGUGUAUGUCGGCAAUCUUGCUCCAGAGGUAACCCAGGUGGACCUCCAUCGCCACUUCCAUGCUCUUGGUGCUGGAGCAAUUGAGGAAGUUCGUGUACAGCGUGAUAAAGGGUUUGGUUUUGUAAGAUACAGUACCCAUGUGGAGGCUGCUAUGGCUAUUUCAAUGGGAAAUACAUUUCUCUGUGGAAAACAAAUUAAGUGUUCGUGGGGUAACAAGCCAACUCCGCCUGGAACAAGCUCAAACCCUCUCCCGCCUCCUGCCCCUGGACCCUUGCCAGGCAUUUCACCGACUGACCUUUUGGCUUAUGAACGGCAACUUGCUUUGAGCAAGAUGAGCGGCGUUCAUGCUCUCAUGCAACCCCACGGGCAACUCUCUCUGAAGCAAGCAUCCAUGGGAAUGGGUGCUGGUGCAAGCCAGGCUAUCUAUGAUGGUGGUUUCCAGAAUGUAGCUGCUGCCCAGCAUCUCAUAUUGGAAACCAUGGUAGGACUGGUGAUGUCUAGGUUGGACUUGGUGGAGGAGUUGUCUGGGGAACUGGUGAUAGAGGUGGCAUUGCGGGUGGCUGUGGUUUUGUCUGGUAAACGAACGGAGGAGGUGGCGUUGGUGGAAAUGGAGGUAAGAACCAUGGUAGGCUAA
This is a messenger RNA of Fraxinus pennsylvanica, 1416 nucleotides long. The record is from the annotation of a GenBank genome assembly. NCBI's taxonomy places the organism in Eukaryota, Viridiplantae, Streptophyta, Magnoliopsida, Lamiales, Oleaceae.